Messenger RNA from Pseudophryne corroboree (corroboree frog), 6291 nucleotides. RefSeq names its product PR/SET domain 10 (gene PRDM10). Gene Ontology annotation, biological process: positive regulation of transcription by RNA polymerase II. The record is from RefSeq and is a predicted model, not a curated record. Gene Ontology annotation, molecular function: protein binding. The transcript has 23 exons. Bases 410 to 3967 code for a protein of 1185 amino acids. Gene Ontology annotation, cellular component: nucleus. NCBI's taxonomy places the organism in Eukaryota, Metazoa, Chordata, Amphibia, Anura, Myobatrachidae.
AGAAGGGUCGCGCCUUCUGAUUGGUCGCCGCACCAUGGCCGGCCUGGAGGAGAACCGACGAAUAAUGGACGCAAACAUCCCUCACGCCAUCACCCAGACGACUAUCGCCGCGGCCGCGGUCACGGUCCCGGGCUGCCCGCCGCUCACUCCCGCAGGCGCUGUGGCCCGACGUAUAAAGCCGUUGGUGUUGCUUCCCACGCAUGAGCCCGGCCAAUCAGCGUGCGCGGUGCGGCGGUUGCUAGGCAGAUUAUGCUAAUGGUGCGCCGCCAUCGCCGCUGCAGCUACCAUUCUGAGCCAUGUUGCCCAGAGACUCUACACUGUGCUUGAGCUUAGACACAGUGGACAGAUGAGACCUUCACACUAAGCUCCCGUACCAGAGAGCGAUUGUUAGCUCGGAGCCUUAAAGAGGAUGGACUCCAAGCAGGAAGGUCCACAUGUGUGGCCCCCUGCUGGUGAUCAGCAGCCCAGCACAGCCCAGGUGCAUUUUGUUCCAGAUGGGGGCACUGUGGCACAGAUUGUGUAUAGCGAUGACCAGGAUCGCCCCUCACAGCAGGUGGUGUACACGGCGGAUGCCUCUUCAUUCACGUCGGUGGAUGCUUCCGAACACACCCUGGUGUACAUCCACCCUGUGGAUGGGUCACAGGUAUGGGCACGCCAAGAGUUUCAGCAGACUCUCUUCACAGACCAGCCCCAAGUUGCCUAUGUUCAGCAAGAUGCCACCACCCAGCAGGUAACCGUAUUGCUGCCUGCAGCCCAGAGCAUGAACGCUGCUAAUUUGGCUGUGCUCAGCAGCGUCCCCGAUUCAGCCCAGGCCAUGUCAUUGGAGCCAGUGUCGCAGGCUUCAUUAUCUGCGCAUGAAAGGGGAUUACCUCCUGUGGAGGGUGUGGAGAAUGAGACUGACAUGGCAACUCUGCAGGGCCCAAAUGCUCAUUCACAAUCUAAGGAAGACGAUGAGGAUGAUGAUGACGAGGAUGAAGAUGAUGACGAGGAUGAUGAUGACGAGGAUGAAGAAGAUGGCGAGGAUUCGGAUGGAGAUGAAUGGGAACCAGAUCCGCCACGGCCCUUUGAUCCUAAUGACCUAUGGUGUGAGGAAUGCAAUAAUGCUCACCCCUCUGUGUGUCCUAAACAUGGAGCUCUCCAUCCAAUUCCAAACCGUCCUGUUCUAACCCGAGCACGAGCCAGCUUGCCCUUAGUCUUGUAUAUCGACCGGUUCCUCGGAGGGGUCUAUUCCAAGCGCCGUAUUCCCAAACGCACCCAGUUCGGGCCUUUGGAAGGACCUCUAGUUAAAAAGUCAGAGCUGAAGGAUUGUUACAUUCACCUGCAGGUGUUGUUGAAUAAUACCCUAGAAUCCCAGGACACCUUCCAGGAAGACCUCUGGUUUGACCUAUCCGAGGAGAGUCUCUGUAACUGGAUGAUGUUUGUACGGCCAGCCCAGAAUCACUUGGAGCAGAACUUGGUGGCCUAUCAGUAUGGCCAACACAUAUACUACACCACCAUUAAGAAUAUUGAACCCAAGCAGGAGCUCCGGGUUUGGUAUGCUGCCUCCUAUGCGGAAUUUGUCAAUCAGAAGAUCCACGAUAUUUCACAGGAGGAAAGGAAGGUUCUGAGGGAGCAGGAGAAGAACUGGCCGUGUUAUGAGUGUAACCGGCGCUUCAUGAGCUCUGAACAGCUACAGCAGCACUUAAAUUCCCAUGAUGAGAAGCUGGACUUUUUCAGCAGAUCAAAGGGGCGCGGCCGCGGUAGAACGAGGAGGAAAUUUGGAUCUGGAAGGCGACCAGGGAGGCCUCCGAAAUUUAUGCGGUUGGAUAUCGGUGGCAAUAACCGGGAUAAGUGUGGUCUUGGAAGUCAGGACCUUCUUCAAUUCCAAAGUAAACGGCCACUGUUUGAAGAGAGCGGUCAUUCUGCAAUUAAUGGCAUUGAUCAGUCUGAACUAUCUCUGGAAGCAGCGACAGAAGGUACAGUGGAUCAACAGCCAGAGAGCCAGCUUCUGCAGGCUAUCCCCCCUGUACAGCCCCCAACGACUGUGUCUCAAAGCAUACUGACAGCUGAAGACAUGCGACGAGCCAAACGCAUACGGAAUGCUGCUCUACAGCACCUCUUCAUCCGCAAGACGUUCCGGCCGUUCAAAUGCCUGCAGUGUGGGAAGGCCUUCCGGGAGAAAGACAAGCUCGACCAGCACUUGCGAUUCCAUGGUCGAGACAGCAAUUGUCCCCUGACCUGUGACAUCUGCAACAAGGGCUUUAUCAGUACAAGCUCUCUGGAGAACCACAUGAAAUUCCACCUGGACCAGAAGACUUACUCGUGUAUCUUCUGCCCAGAAUCUUUUGACCGCCUGGAUCUACUGAAGGACCAUGUUUCCGUGCACGUUGUUGAUGGCUGCUUCAGUUGCCCAACCUGUAAAAAACGUUUCUCUGAUUUCAUUCAGGUGAAGAAACACGUGCGGAGCUUCCACUCGGAGAAGAUUUAUCAGUGCACGGAAUGUGAUAAGGCGUUCUGCCGGCCAGACAAGCUACGCCUGCAUAUGCUCAGGCACUCAGACCGCAAGGACUUUCUCUGUUCCACAUGCGGCAAACAGUUCAAAAGAAAAGACAAGCUCAGAGAACACAUGCAGCGCAUGCACAAUCCAGAGCGAGAGGCCAAAAAGGCGGAUCGUACGGGGCGCACCAAGGCCUUCAAACCGCGCCUGGCUUCCACAGAUUAUGAAAGCUUCAUGUUUAAGUGUCGUGUGUGCAUGAUGGGUUUCCGGCGGAGAGGCAUGCUGGUCAAUCACUUGUCAAAGAGACACCCAGAAAUGAAGAUCGAAGAAGUUCCGGAACUAACAUUGCCCAUAAUCAAACCCAACCGGGACUAUUACUGCCAGUACUGUGAGAAGGUUUACAAAAGUGCCAGUAAGCGGAAAGCGCACAUCCUGAAGAACCACCCGGGUGCAGAGCUGCCUCCGAGCAUCCGGAAACUCCGUCCUGCUGGGCCAGGAGAGCCAGACCCCAUGCUAAGUACUCAUACCCAGCUAACUGGAACAAUAGCAACCCCACCAGUCUGCUGUCCGCACUGCGCCAAACAGUACAGUAGUAAGACAAAGAUGGUUCAGCAUAUACGUAAGAAACACCCAGAGUUCGCACUGCUGCCUAUCACCGCACAGACCGCUAUGAUCAGCACAGCGCCCACGGUGCUUACGGCUGACGGCACAAGCGGAGAGACUGUGGUGACCACAGAUCUUCUGACGCAGGCAAUGACGGAGUUGUCACAGACACUGACCACAGAAUACCGCACAGCACAGGGCGACUACCAGCGGAUCCAGUACAUCCCAGUGACGCAAGCUACAGCCGGCAUGCAGCAGCCGCAACACAUACAGCUCCAGGUGGUGCAAGUAGCCCAGGCUCCAUCUCCUCACCAGUCCCAGCACUCCACAGUGGACAUGGGGCAGCUGCAAGACUCCCAAGGAUACACCCAGCAUGCAAUCCAAGUUCAGCACAUCCAAGUGGCUGAGUCUACCACCAACACACAGACCACCUCUCAGGUCGGAGGGCAGUCUCUCAGUCCCUCAUCACAGGAAGCAGAUCAGGAUAUCAGCCCAUCACAGAUGCAGACACCAACCUCUCAUACGCAAACCAACUCCACAGUGCAGCACGCAUACCUGCCCAGCGGCUGGAACUCUUUCCGGGGUUACCCCUCUGAGAUCCAGAUGAUGUUACCUCAAGGGCAGUAUGUUAUUGCAGAAGCAGCUGUGGGUACUCCUGUUACCCCAGUCAAUGGUGGUCGAGUGAAAGCGGUAACUCAGACGCACUACGUCAUAUCGGAGGGGCAGAGUGAUUUGGAGAUGAAGAAGACCUCUACAUUAACAGAGGAGGAAUCCACAAACCCAGAACACAUGGAGCAGACCGCGGCCAAUCCAUCUCAGACUCAGUACAUAAUCACCACCACCACCAACAUGAAUGGGAGCAGUGAGGUGCAUAUCAGCAAACCCUGACACCAGGACGAUGACGGACCCCAUAUGGAAAUGUCCUGCUGACGUGUCUAUAGCUUCUCCAGAAACAGGGCUUUGUGUGUUUUGCCCUGGCAGACUUACGUGACGUGACCACAGAACUCCAGAACUUGCCACGUAUAAUCUUAUGCUGCUUUGAAGUCUUAUUUAUUAACAUUUGCAGCUCUGAUUAGCCCUAGGCCUGGAUGUACAUCACUUUAAAAGCCACCUUGGCAUGGGGUGGUAAAUCAUGUUUCAGGGGUUGCCCAGGGGGUAAUGCUGAUCUUGGUUGUGGAGCAUGGCUGCACCUUGCCUUCGUUCGUCAUUCCAUGUAUGUAAAGGUCUUCUCAACUGCAUCAAGAAUCUGACGGAUUGUUGCCAACCUAUUAUAACUGCAAUAGAGACGGCAAGUUUUCAUGCGUCAACGGAAAAGCAAGUCCACGUAACAGCAUGCCCGUGGGUGUGUUCGUGGAUAUGGGAGCCACUUGUACUGAACUAUGUGGGAACUGGGGGAAAAUGUUUCACGUACUGGUUCCUUAGUGACGUGACCUGAACCUCCAACUGUAAACAGAUUGUUCUAUGGAUCUUCCUUGGGAUAUACUGGAAUUGAAAAUGUCAUUUGUUUGGAAACAGGAUUUUUUUUUUUUUAAUGCAGAUUUUAUUCUUCUGCAUCUUUUCUUUUAGAUACCCACACAAUACUAAGAGCUCCAUUUUAACAACUGUGCAACAGGAGAGUCCGUAAUGUACUUACCCAAAUAUAAUGUCAGACAGAUCUGACUUCGGAUCACUUACAUAAUUGCUAUUUAUCCACUUACUCCUGUUACUAUGCAGAAACGGACGGUCGGUGUUUGUAGGUUUUUAUGAAAGGCGCGAGGGAUCAGUAGUGCUAGGUGCGCCGCUGUUUUAUCAGCAGUGGUGCUGGAUUGUCUACGUUGCCCGUUCGUUUCUGCAUGGCAAUCAGUGUUGCCAACGCUGUGCUGAGUUAUCGCCAUGUUUGGCGCUUAAACAGUGUUUUUAUAGCCCCCAAACUAGUGUGAGCUCUGACCCAAAGGUGCGAGAUACUGUGAAGACUGACCUCACUGCUUGUCUUUCCUUACAGGACUACAGGGAAAUAUUGUCCAGCUACAAACAAAAUACAAAAAUAAAUACACCCUAUGGAGCUCGGCAGAAUUCCUUUCUUCGCUUUUUUUUUUUUUUUUUUAAUUUUCCCAUUGAAAUCUGAAAAUCUGUUGUGUUCAACUGGGCCAUAGGACCCAUCUAUAGUUUAUAAACAGGAAUGUAUUUUAGCAGAGGACUUGGAAAUAAUUCUGAGAAUAUAUUAGUACGUAUUGCGUGUGUUCAAGUAUGUUUAUAUAUAUUUAUUUUUUAUCUGGGCCCCAUCCUGCUGCAUUAAACGAGAAUUCACUUCCUGCCUAAAGGCUCUCACUUGACGCCCGUUGUUUGGGUGUUGAAGCCAAUGUUGUUAUAUGUGAGGAAAAAACUGCCAUGCAUCUAUAUUGUUAUGGGAUCCCCCCCCCACACCCCCCUUCCCCCCCCUUGCUUCAUUCAGGUAUAAUCAACGUAAACGUAGCCAUGUUCAGUCUAGGCUGAAUUAAAAGGCGCUACCCACCUGGCGAUAUUGAUGGGCGACAUGAACGAUAUCGGUAAAAAAUGUACGAUAAAUCGUUCGUAUUGUUCAGUGUGGAUGCAUGAACGAUGCGCGUCCCCGCAGUCGUUCACGUUUAUUCAUGCAAGCCAAUUUGGACAAUAUCAAUGUAAUGUUUUAUAUUGUCCAAAUCGGUCAUAAAAAUCAUUCAGUGUGUAUGUAAAAAAUUGUUGAUGAAAAAUUGGCCAAUGAUAAAAUCGUUGGUCGUUAAAAUCUGCCAAAUCGUCAAGUGUGUAGGGACCUAAAGUCUCACAAGCAUAUUCCAGUCUCCGCUACCCUGCCGAGACAUAACCAUGUUCUGUUACUCUCUUUAUACUUACAGCAGUGCCCAGUUACAUCAUGCGACAUCACCCUGUAUAAGGAUAAUUAAAAUGUGGCCAUUGCAUCAACCGGUUUCUUGGUGGGUGGCUGGACAAAUGUUAUUUUCUUGUUGGUAGUAGUAAUCGGUCCUUACCAUUAACCUGCUUGUAUCACUUGACCAGUACGUACAUUGUAUCAGUCAGGGAUAUGCUGUAUAUGGCCAUUUUCUAUAGAUCAUGGAUUGGGUCAGCUCAGCUCUUCCAGAGAUCGUGAUUGAGCGAGUUUAAGGCCAAAAUGUAAAAGGGCAAUGAUUUUAUAAGGAAAACAUCCCACAGUUUACAAUUAAAGUAUUUGCCUCCUAUUUUAUAAAGGAAGGCUCAAAGUA